This is a messenger RNA of Temnothorax curvispinosus, 1296 nucleotides long. RefSeq lists its product as uncharacterized. Gene Ontology annotation, cellular component: ciliary basal body. The transcript has 4 exons. NCBI's taxonomy places the organism in Eukaryota, Metazoa, Arthropoda, Insecta, Hymenoptera, Formicidae. Gene Ontology annotation, biological process: regulation of cell projection organization. The record is from RefSeq and is a predicted model, not a curated record. Gene Ontology annotation, molecular function: cytoskeletal protein binding. Bases 93 to 872 code for a protein of 259 amino acids.
GUUGAUAGUUAAAACAACGUAAAUCUACGGAUAGGGAAGAGAGGGUUUAGGGUGUAUAGGUGGCUCUCAAAAGGAUUAAAAUCGGGUGGAUUAUGCAGCUGUUUUCCAUUGACACAGAUUUCGAAUAUGUAAUACGGAAACUAAAACGACAAAGGAUAUGCUUCGGUUCCGGACAACCACGCGAUACUUCUCGAAGUGGUAUGAGUCCCUUCAUGAGAUACUACACUGUGGAAGAUUACCCUAAUAUAGGACCUGGCUCUUACGACAUCUUAAAAUCUUUUAAUGCCAUCAAGACCAAGCCGUGCUCUCGUAGUAUCAGCAAAAGGGGUUACAGUGGCCUCGCUCGAUUCGCCAAACCUGUCGCUCACGUGGAAGAUUAUAUAUCGCCAUCCGAUUACGUUUCUGGCAUUUCUAAACAUGUUAAAACGCAGAAAUAUCCGUUUGCAUCUACCAGCAAGAGAAGGAUCUUCGAUAUCAAUAAAAAUCCAGGGCCUGGAACGUAUGUCAACAAGGAGAUAAAAGGUAUUACGUUUCAACAUAGUUUUGGUGGUAGAGUUAAAAUGCGACUUGGUGUUGAUUUCAAGUGUUGCAAUCGCAACACGGAUAUCUGCAAGAUAUGUGGCAAAUUACCAAUGGGAGAUUACUGGCAUCUGAAUAAUAAAAUCUUCUUAUGUAAAAUCUGCAUGACAAGAGAAGUUCAGGAACAAACAAAAUUUAAGAAGAAGAAACUUGAAUCGUUUCGUAAAAUAAGAACAUGUUCAAGUAUUCACAUUCAUGAAGGCACUGAUGCAAAGAUAUGGCUGAUCAAUCCUGCUGCGAUGAAACAAUGGACAAGAAAAGAAACAUAUCUCUCAGUUUACUCAAAAGAUUAAGACAGAUCAAAUUAUACGAUACUUUUUUAAUUUCAAAUAUACAGUUUUUUGUUCAAUACUAUUCUUCCGCCGUUCUCUUCUACUUUACAUGAAAAAAAAAUUCUUAUACGUGGAUUGGAUUUAUUUUAUUCUUAAUGUUUAUACAUUGCAUUUUUGUAAAUCUAUAUAUUUAGGCACUAUAUAUACACAAAGAUUAUAUAAAAAUAUGUGUACGAUAAUACGUGUAUAGUAAAUAUUUCAAAUAACAUAUAUAGCAGUUUAAAUAUCCGGGAUAGUAAAACUCUUGACACAUCAAUAUUUAUCUUACAUUAUUAUUACGUAUACAACGGUCAUCAGUCAGUAGAAGUUCUGAGUUACUUCGGAAUAAGAUUAUAUUUACUUCUAAAAAAGUAUGUAUGAUAAAUAAAAUUUAAAUUAAGUUAAA